GCCUUAAGUCGAGUUCCCCUUCAGCCCCAAGUCAGGAGCAGCUCUCACUACCGGGAGAGGCACAGAACACUUGAGCUAUUUCAGCUACAUGAAAAGCAUUGGAAUUGAGAUCGCAGCUCAGAGGACACCGGGCGUCCUUUCCAACCUCCAAGGAGCUUUGUUUUCUUGCACCUGACUACCUGGGACUUUCCUCAGGCAGUAAGCAAAUACAGAAGGCAGGGAUAAGACUUCGUGAGUAUGUCGAAACAGCCAGUUUCCAACGUCAGAGCCAUCCAGGCAAAUAUCAAUAUUCCAAUGGGCGCCUUUCGACCAGGAGCUGGGCAACCCCCCAGAAGAAAAGAAUGUACUCCUGAAAUGGAGGAGGGCGCUCCUCCCACCACAGAUGAGGAGAAGAAGCCAAUUCCAGGAGCGAAGAAACUUCCAGGACCUGCAGUCAAUCUGUCGGAGAUCCAGAAUAUUAAAAGUGAACUGAAAUAUGUCCCCAAAGCUGAACAGUAGUUGGAAGAAGAAAAGUGGUGAAAGAGCUCAGUGAUAAAGAAUUGGAGAGGAACAAAAUAAGUAUUAAAGUGGUAACAGUGCAGCAAUUACAAGAAAAAGAAUUGAUUAACAAAGGUAAAACCUAAGAAUAAGUCUACAAUUUUGCAAAUGAACACCAAGACAGCAGCAAUGGAAAGCCCUGGGACUGACGAAGCUCUAGAAAAAAACCUUUAUUCUGAAGUUGCAGAAAUUCCUCUCCUGGGUAUUGGACAUCGCAGCCUGACCACGGGUUGUGUGGCAGGCAAACUUCAUACACUAAGCUAGGGUCUCCAAGAAAUGCAAAACAUUUUCGUGGUUUGUUAUUUUUAAAUUGACUCAUAAUAAUUACACACAUUUAUGGAGUGCACUGUGGUAACUCAGUACACAAUACGAAAUGAUCAAGUCAGGAUAAUUAUCAUUUGCCUCUCUUGAAUGUUUGUCAUUUCUUUGUAUUUGGAAACUUAAAACUCCUAGUUCUUUACAACAUAUAUACUAAAUUGUCAUGAACUAUAGUCACAUCAGAACCCAUUACUACCAUGUAACUGUGCUUUGGCACCUGUUAUCCAACCCUGUCCACUACCCUUUCCUCUUACCCUUCCUAAUGUCUAGUGACCACUAUUCUAUUCUCUACGUCUAUGAAAUCAACUUUCUUAGAUUUUUUUUGAGACAGGGUCUUUUUAUAUAAUGCAUGCUGGCCUAAAACUUGCUAUGUUGCCCAGGAUAGGUUAGAGGUCUUGAUCUACCUGCUUCAGCCUCCCAAGUGCUAGGAUUAAAAGUGCACCACCAUAUGGGGCUGAAAUCAUUUUUUAGCUUCUACAUAUGAGUGAGAACAUGUGGUACUUGUCUUUCUGUGCCUGGAUUAUUUCACUUAACAUAAAGUUCCCUAGUUCCAUCCAUCUUGGCACAAAUAUUACAAUUUCAUUCUUUUAUGGCUAAAUAAUAUUCCAUUGUAUGUGUGUGUGUGUGUAUAUAUAUAUGUCAUAUUUUCUUUAUUUCUAUUCAUCCAUCAGCAGAUACCUCAUUUGGUUCAAAAAUACAUAUUUUUAGGGAUUCUUAGUAACUCACUUAGUUACUAAGUAACUUUUGAUCAUGUACGAAAGUGACAACUUCAUUUGCCACUAAAAACUGAGGAAAACACAUGCAUUUUUGCAUCAGCAAGCUUUUUAAGGUCAACCCCUGGGCCUUGGAUCAUACUUUGAGAAACAUUGCGAUAGGGCAAUGAAUGAGAGUACAUGGAAUGAUCUGCAACUCCCUUGUACCCAUAUGCAUAAAUGUCAAUUUACUCUCUACCUAUAUUCCACAUCAGGAAACCACUGUAGAUUCUAGAUUUCAUAGAUUUGAAGAGAACCAUUAUAUGCCCUGUUGGAGGAGGAGCACUCUUAUCUUACUGUGCUUGGACUGCUUUAACAAAAAAUACCAUAGAUUGAGUGGCUCAACAACAGACAUUUGUUUCUCAUAAUCUGAGAUGACUAUUCUAGCAUGGCCAUAAUCUGGUCAGGACCCUCUUUCUGCCUUGCAUACAGAUGUCUUCUCUCUGUGUCCUCACAUGGUAGAAAGAAGAUGCUCUGAUGUCUCUUCCUCUUCUUAUAAGGGCAUUAAUUCCAUUAUGGGGGCCCCACUUUCAUGAUCUCUUCUAAACCUAAUUAAUCCCUAAAGGCUCCACCUCCUAAUACCAUCACAUUGGGGGUUAGGACUACAACAUAUGAUUUGGAGGGGGGAUUCAACAACCAAUCUAUUAUAGCCCUCUUCCUUUAGCACUCUACCCCACCCUUAUAACAUCUUCUGUUUAUGCUGUACAAUACUUACCAAAUUGUAACAUAUUGGUUUUCUUGUUUAUAUCUUUCUUGAUGUCAUGUUCUAGCUCCUUAAAGAUUACAACGUACCUGAUACAUAUUAGGCACACAAAGCUUGUCUAUAGGAUAUUUUUGGCACCCUAAUCACAGAAAAUAUGUUGUCCCCUAGAAAUGUUGAUCUUCUGGGAAACUGAACAAUUAGGGAAAAUGUUGAGUUUGGUUCAUAUUCUCAAAAAGUGGAGAAAAACAUGUAAAACCAGAAGAAAAUUUAAUUUUUAAGAACGCUUUGGUUUUAUUUUUCAAAGAACAUUUAUGUCCAGAUAGGACAUAUUUGCCAACCAGUCAUCCAGAGAUGUCAUCUCUGAUAGAGGAGAACAUAAGGUGCUCAUUACUCUUAAAUGUUAAACGCUAUGCAUCACUGUCAUUCUUGCUGAUUUGAGGGCGAAUUUCAAGAUUGUUGGCAGGAGGGCAAAUUGGUGCACCCAGACACUUGAUAAGAAGUGCAUUUAGCACCUAACAACAGACUCCCAAAGCACAUGAAACAAAAACUGACAGAAUUGAAGGGAAAAGUAGGCAAUCUAACAAUAAUAACAGGGGACUUCAAUUUUUCACUUCUAGUAAUGGCUAGAACAGCUAGAGAGAUGAUCAACAAAGUAAAAGAAGAUCUGAACAACACUGUAAAGCAACCAUAGCUGACAGAUUCAUAUAGAACACUCUACCCAACAACAGAGCAAUGUCCUCAAGUGCACAAGGAACAUUGUCUAGGACACAACACAUGUUGGGACAUAAAACAAGCCUCAGUAAAUUUAUAAGAAUUGAAGUCAUGAAAAAUCUCUUCUCUGACCUUAAUGUAAUGAAAUUAUGAAUAAAUAACAUAAAGAGUUUGGAAAUGUACAACUUGUAGAACUCUAACAACACACUCCUAAAUAACUAAUGCAUCAACAACAACAACAAAAACCAAAAGGAAAAUGAGAAAAUGCUUUGAGAUUAAUGAGGAAAAAAGAUUAUAACAUACUGAAACUUACACAAUGGAAGCAGUGCUUAGAUACAAAUGCUUAUAUUAGAAAAAUAAGAUCUCAAAUAAAUAACCAACCAACCAAUAUUUGGGAAACAUGCCUUUUAUUAUCUUACUGUAAAUUUAAGAUUAACUUUAUUGAUGAAUGAGAUACCAUCCUUUUCAAAUGGUAAGGCAUAAUAAAGUUAAAAAUAUCUACUUAUGUAAACACUAUAACAAUGUAACAGAGACUGGAAAAUAAAAACAGAUGCCCAGGAGGUCACUAUCAUAGUAUAAUACUUACUUUGCUAUCUCUCCUUCUAGUCUUUUCCUCUGUGUUUACAGACAGGAUACAGUAGCUCCCAUGCUAACAACAUGGGACCUGAUUCUUCUGAAACUUUCUUCUGACAUAACAUCAUUCAUAGCAUUUGUAGUAUUUUUGUAUCUUGCUUUUUCCACUGUACAUUUUAUCAUAAGAAUGUGUUUUCAUAUUGCUUUCCAGCUUUCAGUAGUAAGAUUUAUUUCUCAGAAGCUUUGCUUUAUCAUGAUUUUUGUAAUCUUUUCCUUUUGCUAGGCGACAGAGGACUGACUUACUGAUUUAUAUAGAACUAAACUUGAGAAAAACAAGAACAAAAACCUUCUUCCAAUAUGUUCUCUGUGCUUUGCUUGGAAAUUUUUUGUCUUCAAUUUUGAUAUGUUCGGUGCUUUGACCCAAUUUCACAAGCCCCAUUCACUUUCUCAGAAAGAAAUGGUUGGAGGCUGAGAUUUUUCACUGUCUAGUGAAGCCAUCUUUCUUUUGAUUUUGUAAUGCUCUUUUUUCUGCUCUUCAAGUGGUUAGGAGAAAGACAAGUUCUGCAAUGGUUCCGAACUGCAUUAAGGUUUUGUUCAUUUGUUUUCUUGCCUGGAAAAAUUCUUGGUCUAGAUCCUGGUAACAGCCUGUGGGUAUAAAAUACUCUUCAGGGUGAUCACAGGAGCCUUUGAGUUGAUUGUCAAUGUCACCUCAAGGGCCUCCCACAGCAAACACACAGAAGUUACCUGGAUCACUUCUGUUGAAGCACAGCUGUGGAGGGUCUGGGUUGUGAAUUUUCAGAAGGGAGUUGGAACUGGUGAGAGACAUUUUAGGGAGUAGACAUAAAACCAGAGAAGCACAUGUGUUCCAAGUCAGGUUGAUAGAAGGCAGAAGUGACUCAGGACCUACUUCUGCAGCUCUGUGUACACUGGCAUGUAAAUUUCGACUGCCCAAAGGACAGUUAUGACCGGCACAUGCCCUGCUCCCAAUAUACUGUUUCUCAACCCAGGGUGUGGGAGUAUGUGUGAAUUGUGACCUUCAGGGGACAUUUAGCAAUGUCUGAAGACAGUUUAGGUUGUCACAAGUGGGGUGAGGGUGAGCUGCUACUGUCACUUGGUUGGGGAGAAGCCAAGGAAGCCAAUAUCCCAGGACAGUCUCCUACAGCAAAGAAUGAUCUAGCCCCAAAUGUCAGCAGUGCUAGGAAUGAAUCAUAGUGAUUUAUCUGCUUAUAGUUUAAUGGCAGGUCUAGCUUUCUGCAAACUUUCCUCUCCAAGUGGUCAAUGUAGUGCAGUUUACAGAAAUUAAGAAAUUAAUAAAAAGAGUAAAGUAAUUAAUUGCCUUGAUGUCUGUGCUCUCCACAGUUAUUAGUGAUUUAAGAAUAAAAUAAUCGAAUAAAAUUCUUUUUUUAUCAAU
Castor canadensis (American beaver) is the source of this 5005-nucleotide messenger RNA. RefSeq names its product small muscle protein X-linked (gene Smpx). The record is from RefSeq and is a predicted model, not a curated record. Gene Ontology annotation, cellular component: M band; costamere; muscle tendon junction. Lineage: Eukaryota; Metazoa; Chordata; Mammalia; Rodentia; Castoridae.